AUGGCGGAUGCAGCAGUGGACAUCCCUUUCCUUGCUACACAUUUCUCACUUCCUGAGUCGACGCUGUCAUCUCUGAUCGAAACCCCAACAACCGACCUGGUGAACGAACUCUUGCAAUCCCUCACUUCUAAGGCUCGCGAAUUCGACGAGCUCAAGUCGGAUAAACUUCGCUUGGAGGUUGAGCUUGAGAAUGCGGUGCGGAGCAAUGAGUCCAAGGUCAAGGUUCUGAAAAGCUCUGUAGAGAAAGGCCAUGCCGAUCUUGAAGAGCUCCGAAAGAAGCUUCACGAAGCCGAAACUACUCGCGCUGCAUUGGAGUCCGAGGUCGCGAACCUCAAAUCUUCGACCACCUCCACCGAAUCUGAAACCAGUUCGCUAAAAGCCCGAAUCGCGUCCCUCGAAGAAUCCAAUCGUGAUACUGUCCGUUUACUGGAGUCCAAGUCUGCGGCCCAUGAUAAAUUGGCUGAGGACCUGUCUGCCCAACACAGGAAAAUAAUCGAGCUUCGUCGCGACCUGUCCACCACAGAGCAGAACCUUCAAAAUGCCAAUUCUGCUGCGGCAAGCUCCCGGUUCCGCGAACAGAGUCUCCAGCAAGAGCUCGAACUGACUAAGAAAAACAAUGAAUGGUUUGAGAACGAAUUGAAGACCAAGAGUGCGGACCACAACAAAUUCCGUAAAGAGAAGAAUGCACGCGUUUCGGAACUUCAACGUGCGAACGAGGAAGCAAAUUCUACUAUCGAUGCCCUCAAGCGCAGCGAAAAUUCGCUCAAGAGUCGUCUCGACGAAAUGGAGCAACGAUAUGAACAAGCCUUGACUAGUAUCGAGCAAUUGAAAGAAGAGGCGAUCCAGACCACUGAAUCCUUCCGCAAUGAACUGGAUAGUGCCAACAGGCUUGCAGAGCUUCAAGGAUCUGCUGCUCAAAACGCGAAGCAGCGUGUACAAGAGUGCCAAAUUUCUCUCGAAAAGGCCACGGCGGAUGCUGCUGAAGAGAUCGCCCGUUUGCGUGUUGAGAUUGAAAGUGAGCGUAGUGACAAGGAAGCUGCUGAGCGUCGUGUGACAGAACUGGAGUCGACGGUCUCCCAAUUGGAAUCCGCUGGAGCUAGAAACCGAUCCCUGAGCCCUGCUCGCUCGACUAACGGAAUGGCACCGGCUACUCCCGUACGACCUGGGACCCCCGGCAGUGUAUUCUCACCGCGUGCUUCUCGAACGAGAGGCGGGCUCACCCUCACUCAAAUGUACUCCGAGUAUGACAGGAUGCGUACCCUGCUUGCGACCGAGCAGCGCACCAGUCAAGAAUUGCGCGAUACACUUGAUGAAAUGGUUCAGGAGCUUGAGUCAAGCAAGCCUGAGAUCGAUGAGCUACGCGCCGACCAUAGUCGCCUGGAGAAUGCAGUGGUUGAAAUGUCCCACUUGCUGGAAGUUGCUGGAAAGGAGCGUGAAGGAGCCACGAAGGAAGCGCGCAAGUGGCAGGGACAGGUCGAAGGCCUCGCUCGUGAAGGCGAUAUUCUUCGUCAGCAACUACGCGACCUUAGCGCUGAAGUGAAGGUCCUUGUUCUUGAAGUCGCAAUUCUCAAACACGGCGAAGACUACGACCGCGAGGAGCUUGAAAAGAUCGCUCGCAACGAGAUUGACGACUCUUCUGCUGAACUCAAUUCCACCGGUCGUUUCAUCAGUCGGAACCUCACCACCUUCAAGGACUUGCACGAGCUUCAGGAGCAGAACAAGACACUGCGACGCAUGCUUCGGGAGUUGGGUGACCAAAUGGAAGGCGAAGAGGCUCGUGCAAAGGACGCCACCCGCCAACAAGAGGCGGAGGAGUUGAAAGAACUCCGGAUUCGCGUGCAGACAUACCGGGACGAAAUCUCAAAUCUCGUCGCUCAAUCUAAAAGCUACGUGAAGGAGCGAGACACAUUCCGUAGCAUGUUGACCCAUCGCCGACAGACCGUGGGAGAUGCUUCUACCUUCUCGCAAUCGGUCCCGCCCGGGGCAGUCCCGUUCGGAGAAAGUCAAAUCAGGGAUAACACUGACUAUGCUGAUAUCCUUCGAAAGGUGCAAGCUCACUUUGACACCUAUCGGGAAGAAACGACCACAGAUCACAAUGCUCUGCGUCAGCAGGUCAAUGAGCUUUCGCGCAAGAACAGUGAGCUGAUGAGUGGAAUCAGCCGAUCAAGUAGUCAACUGGCAGCUUCCUCCCAACGAGCAGAACUCCUUCAAAGCAAUUUCGAUAUGUUGAAGAGCGAGAACAGCGAUUUGAAUAAGCGGUACACCACACUCUUCGAGAAUGCUAACCGCCUGGAACUUCGCACCCAACAAGCUGCCGAAGAUCUAGUGGAAACAAAGGGUUUGGUAGAGAGUCUGCAGAGGGAGAAUGCCAAUCUCAAGGCCGAGAAAGACUUGUGGAAGACGAUCGAAGCCCGACUCAAUGAUGAUGUUCAGAAUCUACGUAAUGAACGCAGCCGACUUGAUUCCUUGAACGCCAACCUGCAAACUAUCCUCAAUGAGCGUGAACAUGCGGAGUCUGACAGUCGUCGUCGACUUCAGUCCAGCGUGGAAACACUCGAAUCCGAGUUACAGAUCACGAAGCGCAAACUCGCGGACGAAGUUGAAGAAUCGAAGAAGGCAUCCAUGCGACGAGAGUAUGAACACGAACAAAGCCAGAAACGGAUCGAUGAUUUGGUCACCAGCCUUGGCUCAGUCAGAGAAGAACUCGUAGCUGUCAAGACCACUCGUGACCAUCUCCAAACCCGAGUUGACGAGCUUACUGUCGAGCUUAAGAGUGCCGAAGAGCGAUUGCAGGUGGUGCAAUCUCGUCCAACUGUUUCUGUCACUCCAGCUGAAGCGCCCGCCACGGCAGGGGAUGAUGAAGCUGGUAGUGGUCUAUCGCGUGAGCAGGAACUGGCAAUUGAAGUUUCCGAGCUUAAGCGUGAUCUAGAUCUCGCUAAGGGCGAAUUAACUCAUGCCAAAGAACAAGUGGAAGAAUACAAGAGCAUCAGCCAAUCUACAGAGGAGCGAAUGAUAGCUGAAUCCGAGACGCAGGCGUUAUAUCGUGAAGAGACCGAUCGUCUCAUUGAGGAGAAGGAUAAGAAGAUCAAGGAUUUGGAGACUCGCAUUGAAGAGAUUUCGGCAGAGCUUUCUACGACGAACACUGAAAUCUCCAAGAUUCGCGACGAACAAGGCGAAGCAACCCGUCACCUCGAGGAGCAGAAAGCAAACCUGGAGUCUGAGAUCAACCGACUGAAGGAGGACAAUCAGCGGCAGGCUGACGCGGCUCAACGCCACCAGGAAGACCUGAAAAGACAAGCCGAUAUCGCUCAGCACGCCCAGCAAAACUACGAGAGCGAACUCGUCAAGCAUGCCGAAGCCGCCAAAAAUCUUCAAAUCGUAAGAAGCGAAGCCAACCAGCUCAAGAUCGAUAUUGUUGAGCUGCGGACCCAAUCGGAAACCUUCAAGAAAGACCUGUCUCAGAAGGAAGAGAGCUGGGCAGAACAAAGGGCUCGGUACGAGGGCGAACUUGCAGAGUUGCAGAAGCGCCGAGAAGAGGUUCUUCACCAGAAUUCGCUCUUGCACACACAGCUCGAGAAUAUCAGCACUCAGAUUUCGGCACUGCAGCGUGAUCGGGCCAAUGUUCCAGAUGAUGAUGAGAAUGAAGGCGACAACUUGGGUCCAAAUCUGGAGAGUCUUCAGGAGGUAAUUAAGUUCCUCCGCCGUGAGAAGGAGAUUGUUGAAGUGCAGUACCACCUUUCUACGCAAGAAGGCAAACGACUCCGCCAGCAGCUUGACUAUACUCAAUCGCAGCUCGAUGAAACACGGCUCAAGCUCGAGCAACAGCGCCGUGCCGCUGCUGAUAGCGAACACAACACGCUUAACCAUAACAAGCUGAUGGAGACUCUGAACGAGCUCAACUUGUUCCGAGAAAGCAGUGUUACCCUACGAAACCAAGUUAAACAGACUGAGACUACCCUCGCCGAAAAGUCUGCACAGGUUGACGCUCUUCAGCAGCAGAUCGAGCCUCUACAGACCAAAAUCCACGAGUUAGAGAGUAAUUUGGAAUCCAAGGAUGGCGAGAUGCAGUUGCUUCAAGCGGACCGCGAUCGUUACCAGCAGCGGAUCCAGAACAUCCUCCAAAAGUAUGACCGGGUCGAUCCUGCCGAACUGGAAGGCCUCAAGGAAAAACUUGCUUCCCUUGAGAAGGAACGAGAUGAAGCUGCAUCUGGGCGAGGGGAGUCUACUGCCCAGAUAGAGGCUCUCCAGGAGCAACUCAAGACCGCCGAAGCUGAUAGAGACGCUCGACUCGCAGACCUAAAGGCCCGGCUUAGCGAGCAAUUCAAGGCGCGGUCAAGGCAAAUGUCAGAGCGCAUCAACGGUUUGACGCAACAGUUGCUGGCUGCCCAGCAAGAAAGGGAUGUUUUGCAAGAAGAGCUUGCCAAGACAAAGGCGGAGUUGGAGAGUCUGAAGGCCAGUGCCAGCCUUGGUGCGCAACCCUCAGCACCCGCUGUUGUUCAAGCUCCCCCAGCCGCAUUGGAGGAAGCACCAGUCAAUCCAACGCCUGCAUCUCAGUUCCCCAGUGCGACGACGCCCGUUGCUUCCCCUGGAGACGAGCAGAAAAUCAAAGAGUUGGAGUCGAAGGUUGAACGCUUGGAAGCUGCGCUGGGCGAGAAAGACGCCCUUAUUGCUGCCAAGGAUGCCGAAUUAGAGACCAAGAUUACUGAGCGUGCCGAGAAGCUCAAGGCGGUAUUCAAUUCCAAAAUGGCCGAAGUGCGAGCAAACCACAGGCAAGAGAUGGAGAAUCUGCAGCAGCAGCAGCAGCAGCAACAACAACCACAACAACCACAACAAGCUUCCGAUGUCACUCCUGUUACGUCUCAGCAACCUCCUACAACCCCCGGCCAGGCACCAUCAACACCGGGUAACGCCGAUGGUCUUCCUGAGCUCACUGAUGCUCAAGCCCGCGAGCUUGUCGCUAAAAACAAAACGAUUCUCACAAUUGUGCGCAACAAUAUUCGCAACCAAGUGGAAAAGCUCAAACAGAGUCAGUCAACGACCGCUGGCAACGAGGAGGCCUUGGCAGCUCUCGAGAGCAAAUUCAACGAAGAGCGUGGCACCUUGCUGAAGACUCACGAAGUCGACCUUGCUGAGAAGGUCAAAUCUGCUGUCGAGCUCAACGACAAGAAAUAUGCCGCUCGUCUCAGCAUGACUGACACUCGAAUCAAGUCGGCUCAGGCCAAGCUCGAAGUGAUCCAAAAGGCUGCAUCGGAAACUCCGCAAAAGCCCGUUGCGGAAGUCUGGGAGAUUGCCAAGGUUGCUAAACCUGCUCCAGCGGCCAAACCUGCCCCGGCGUCACCAGCGCCAGCUGCACAGCCUGGACUAGCCACCCCAGGCCCGGCUUCCAUAAAUACACCAGCUACGCCAGGAUCCAGCACCGCCCCCGCAGCUCCAACACCCGCAUCCUCGACCCCUGUGCAACAGCCAAAACAAGAACCUCCGAGCGAAGCUACCCAACAAGCUGCCCCCGUUAAUCCUUUUGGACAGCUUCAGCAAAGUGAACAGUCUAAGCCUGCUUCGUCUCUUCCCACCAAGCCACCAGCGAACAAUCAGCCCGCAGGCAUGCUAAGAGCUUUACAAUCAGGCCUGCCAAUCGCCAGGGGCGGCGGUCGUGGCGGCCGAGGCGGUGCACAGAACCAAGGGGACGGGCACCCACCUCAAGCCCAUGCCAACCAACCAUCCCAGCGUGGAGGUUUGCCUCGUGGACGGGGUGGACGGGGUGGACAGGGCCGUGGCCAGAACCAAAAUGCCUCCAAUCCGACCCCUGCCAGCCCGACGACGGGACAAAAUAGCUCCUUGAAUGUUCAGGCCCGCCAGUUUAUCCCUCAAAAUAACAAGAGAUCACGCGAGGAAGGCUCCGAUGCCUCGAAUGAAGCAGCGAAUGCAGGCAAACGUAUGAGGGGUGGCGGUCAAAACCGUGGCGGUGGUACUUCAUAG
Messenger RNA from Penicillium chermesinum, 5976 nucleotides. Its product is annotated as putative filament-forming protein (Tpr/p270). The record is from RefSeq and is a predicted model, not a curated record. The coding region runs from base 1 to 5976 and encodes 1991 amino acids. The transcript has 2 exons. Gene Ontology annotation, molecular function: structural constituent of nuclear pore. Gene Ontology annotation, cellular component: nuclear pore. Gene Ontology annotation, biological process: protein import into nucleus; mRNA export from nucleus. Lineage: Eukaryota; Fungi; Ascomycota; Eurotiomycetes; Eurotiales; Aspergillaceae.